Molecule: messenger RNA, 741 nt
Organism: Cucurbitaria berberidis CBS 394.84
Lineage: Eukaryota; Fungi; Ascomycota; Dothideomycetes; Pleosporales; Cucurbitariaceae
Exons: 2
Coding region: 1-741 (246 amino acids)
Molecular function (GO): protein heterodimerization activity
Source: RefSeq, a predicted model, not a curated record
AUGUCCCAAAACGACCUGUUCCAGAACCUUUUGCGACCCGCCGUCCUCCACAUCCUGCGCGCGACGGGCUUCCAUCAUGGCAAGCCAUCCGCUGUCGACACCAUUGUAGACCUCACGGCGCGUUAUCUGUCUUUACUGGCGGAACAGACAGCCUACAAUGCCUACUCGAACCACAACGACCUCACGCCCGACAUCACCGAUGUGCGCAUGGCCAUGCAGGAUUGCGGCCUCCUUGUGCCGACCAUGACAGCCGGAGAAGAGCUAUGGAAAGAGAUUUUGCGGAAGCCGCUAGAUGAGUACAAUGCAAACACAACCGCUCGCGAAAACGAGGAAGAGCGACGCGACGCCGAGGACACAGCGGACGUGAAGGAGUUCAUCGAGUGGGUCCAGGGCGAGCAGAACAAGGAAAUCAGGCGGAUAGCAGGCACAUACAAGCCAGUGGCGACAAAUCCAACUGAACAGCUAGACCAGCUGGAAAUGGAGGAUUAUUUAAAUACUCUGAUGAAGAAACACAGUAAGACUGGUGUUGAGUCUCGCUUUCAGGGGACCGUGUUAGGUGUCCCCGCAGAACCCAAGACUGUCAAGAUCGAAGGAGGAGGGGCAGAUUCGAUCGAAGACUGGUGUCGGAAGACACGCGAAAAGGCUGCCAAAGCAGCAGAGUCGAAGCGAGAGAGCCGCGAACCGACGAGCCACGUAGUAACGAGGGAGCCAUCAGAAGACGUGGUCAUGGAAACGGAGUGA